Messenger RNA from Nylanderia fulva, 6966 nucleotides. The record is from RefSeq and is a predicted model, not a curated record. NCBI's taxonomy places the organism in Eukaryota, Metazoa, Arthropoda, Insecta, Hymenoptera, Formicidae.
AGGCUCAGAAUAGUUCCAGAUGUGGCCAUGUUUAGUUUGAUCUCCGAAGUUUCGCUCACCGUCAUUGACUGGCAACAUUUUUAUAUUCUACUUGUAUAGUAAACACGCAUCUUGACCGAUCGCGUACUCUGCGUCGUCUUUGCUUUGCGGCUAAAAUAAUCUCGUUUUCUUUCGCUGCAACCAUAUGUUUUAUUGUUUAUAAACGCUUCUUGCCGAGAGAUCAAAGUCGAGCUGAGAGAACGACGCGUGCGAGAAAGAGAGAAAAGCACGCGCGUUCGCACGGACGUUUUUCUACGUUUCACGCGUUUUCUCAUCGUUCAGGGAAAAAGGGUGCGCUUGACAAUCCGUGAUUUGGACAUUCAGAAACCCGUCUCAUUUUCCGAGCUAACGCUAAAAAUCUCUCGCAUCAUCCUCCGUCUCAUCGAUCUCUCGGCAAAAAAGGGUCGCGCAUUAAACGAAAAAAAAGCUCCCUGGUAUCUCUGUCUCUCUCUCUGUCAAACGAAACAAAAAAAAAAGAGGAAAAAUAUAAACCGUUCGUCGUCGUUAUUCGAGGGAAACCAUAUUCGUCGUUGCCGAAGAAUAUAAUCGUGCGGUUGAAAAAUCGCCAGGAGUGAAAGCGUCGUUAUCAAGAGGGUUGAGGCAGAGAGAGAGGGGGAGAAUUGCGCCUCUCUCUCUCUCUCUCUCUCUCGAGAGACUACUCCCGAGGUUUCUUUUUUUAUUCCCCUCUUUUUUCCGCCGAAGUACGCAGGCGCGAGCGCGCUCCCAUUUUCAUCGCGUCGCACUUCCGGUUCGGGCUGCACAACGACGUAACAAACACAGAGACACACACACGAACGGUGGGAGGCAGGCAGAUGGGUGGGUAGGUAAAGAGAGAGAGAGAGAGAGACGCCUGGGUCAGCCAUAUGCCACGUCAGCCAGAAUGACGUCGUUCUCGCGACGAGAAAAGGAGGAUCGCGCGAUCUGACCGAAUUCCAUUCUGCUUGUCACGGGCUUUUUGGGAGAGAGAGAUCGCGAGGUCGCUCGCACUUAGUGAAAAAUAAUAUAUAUCCGCCGCCCUCUCGGCGAGAGAGAAAGAGAGAGGAAAAAGGAGGGUAAAAGAGUGCAAGAUAAUUCCGCAGAUUUCAUUCAGUUCGGUAGGAAAAACUUUUUCCAACAAGGACCUCCCGCGAGAGGUCCUUUUGUGACAGAGAGACAGAGAUUAAAGAAACGAGCGAUAAAAAGGGCGUUGACUGUCUGUACAUAAAGUUCUUUUCGGGAUUUAGCGUGAGAAAACGAGAGACAAGGAGAGAGAGAGACACGUAUAUAUAGUCGGUUCGUUCUCCACACGAACCGGCGGGUUUGAUUAAAAAAGCUCUCCUCGAAUGCUAGCGUCCAUUCGGGCAGCGCGAUUAUUCCGCCAGAGCAAAGACCUGUCGAGUGCGGUCGGUCGAAUCGAUCGUACGAUCGCCGAUCGGAUGACAUAUCGGCGGAUCCAGUGCUGAUAUAGAGAGAACUCGCUCAUACUUGUUAUUGUUCGCUUCGAGAGAGCCGAGAGACACGAAACAGAUCGUGAUCGAUCUGCGGAACCGAAUUACCGAAAAUGGCUGUAGAGAGUGUUUCCGCGCCUGAGACUCUAAUCCAAAGCAAUGAUAACGAUUUGGAAGAUGGAGAAAUUCCAUCAGAUGAAGACGACGAGCCAGUCGUCCGGGCAGCAAAUGAUGCAUCAGAGGCUGCUAAACCAACACCCAAGUCAGAUUCUGCAAAGAAUAAAAAUUUCGAUGCAAAGUUUAACAAGAAUAAAAAGCAGCAGCCUACACAGGCAGCUGGUAAACAUUUUUUGAAGUACAAAGGUCCAACUGAAGAUUGGGCUGGAGAUGUUGAAAAGGCCAUCAAGGCUGCUAUGGAAGAGGAUGGAGGGAAAAAUCAGGAAUCCAAAGCAAAGAACAAGAGUAACAGGAAUAAAGUUCGAAAAAGAACUCGUGAUGAGAAAGAAGUGGAUCGCAAUAAAGAAAAGAAACGAAAAUUGAGCGAGGACGAAAACACCAACGAGGAUGAAGAUGAAAUGCUAUUCGUACGAGGAGCGUCGCCGAUCAGGAAAGAUUCUCAAGAGAAUAAUAAUUCUCCCAGACGUACAAAUGAGCACGAAAAUUUCGAUAGUAAUUCAGAUUAUGAGGAAAGACCUAAUAUAAAUCGACACAGAGAAAAUGAUAGCAAACGCGGCACUGGACGUGGAGGAGGAGGAGGAGGGGGAUCGUGCUUCUAACACUUUUGUGAAUGUAUAAUAGGACGUCGCGGUGGUAAAAAUGAACGUGGUGGUAAAAACAAAACUCGAGGCCAAAUCCGAAACGAGCGAAAUGGUCGUCGACAGCAAAAUAACGACCAGGAGACAGAUACAAUUUGCGUAUAUUAUAUGCAAGGAAAGUGUCAUAGGGGAGACGAUUGUCCAUAUUCGCACAACGCUUUACCACCGAGAAAGAUGGAAUUGUGCAAGUUUUAUCUUAUGGAUUGUUGUGCUAAACGUGACAAGUGCUUGUACAUGCAUCACGAUUUCCCUUGCAAGUUCUUCCAUACUGGUCUGAAAUGUAAUCAAGGCGACAAUUGUAAAUUUUCACAUCAGCCUUUAAAUGAACAGGUAAAAAAUAUUCUUCUGAAACAUUUAGAAACUGCUCCAAAGGAAAUUCUUGGUGAUUUUCCAAGAUUAAGUAGAGAGGGUGCAAUGUUAAUGAUAAAUAAUACUGCACGUUCUCUAGCGCAAGGCCAAGAUGCGACAAAUCAAAAAAUUCCCAGUCUUUUCGAAUUGAAUCUGUCAGCACCUACUGACGAAAAAGAAGACAAAGAAACAAGUUCACAAAAACAAGCCAAUAUGAGGGAGAGGAAACCUUCUGGAAAGAAGACGCGAUGGGGUUCGGAUGAGGAUCGAGUUCCUUUCGAGCAGAUUAUGCUACUACAGUCGGCAACUAAAAUGAAUCUUCAGCUUCCAAACGCUGCAUUAGGUUUAGCUACGCAACAACAAGCGCAGGAGCAAUCUGCUGUACAAUUAGAUUUCUAUAGCGAAAGAAAUGUAGAAUCAAAUAAAACUGUACAAAAGACGAAAGAAGACUUUACGAAGGAUGUAGGAGAAGAUGAUAUAGUAGACAAGUCGAAAAAGAGAAAAGACGUUGAUUUGAGGCAAUUACUGAAUAAGAAGAAACCACCACCUGUUUAUCUAGCCGAUGAAGUAGCGAGUAUAUCGAAAAAUAAACCCGAUGAUGAGAGCGAUCAAGACGAAGAAGCGGAACUCAUUAUCGAAGUACCAACUGAAGAUGAAGAGAAAGAAAAGCAUCUCGAUAGCGAGCAAAAUGAACAUGACUGUUCCUUUUCCUCUACGGACGAACAUGAAGCGGUACCGUCUCAUUUGCCGAAGAAGGCGCAAGAGUUAUUCAUGCGAAUACAGCAGCAGCAACGCGCGGCGCAAGACAGUUUCAAGAACAUGGAAAAUGAUUCCAGUGCACGAACCGAUCAGAUCGUCGAGGAUUGGUAUUCGGAUGACGAGGACGUUGAUGACGACGAUGACGAGGAAGGUGGCAAUCUUACUAUAGUGGACAGUUCGAAGGAAGAGAUCGAGAUCUUGGAGAAAAAGCCGAACGUCGUUGUCAAGGAAGAGUUUCCGUCCCCGCCACCCGCGCCCAACGUGCCCCAACCGGCCGCUAUUGUGGACAAAUUGGGCGACUUGAGCAAAUUCGACAUCAGUGCCCAGGUGUCCAAGUUAUUAUCCACUAUAAAAGCUCAGAGCUCAACGAGCAACAAAGCGCAAGUGGCCAACUCGAGCCAAGACGCAUCCAAAACUAAAUCGGCGCAAGAUCCCAAACAGCCGGACAGCGAGUUGUCGUCGAGCCCGAGACUAUCACCGGGCUUGAGUUCGGUCGCCGCGCCCGUGUCUAGGGAUCCGCGCAUGUCUCGAGAUCCCAGACAACGCCGAGAAGUAGAACAGAAGCCGAGCAGUCCGAGCAUAUCCGACGCUAAGAGGGAAUCGCAGAAGCCUCUUAGGCUGGAAACGAGUAUCUACAGUUCCGGUAUCACCGCGAUGGACGCGAAUAUGGACACCGAUCUUCGGACCAGAGCGGAUCAGGAUCUUAGGCGGCAGGACAUGGACUUUCGACAGCGUUUUCAGGCCAGCGAGUUCGGCGACACAGAUCUUCGCGUGAAAUCCGACGUGGAUCUGCGACAGAUACUGAGUCUGCCGUUCAAACCGGCGCCCGCGCACAAGCCAUGUACCGAGAUCGACGCGAGUAUCGCGUCGCAUCCGCCAAUGCCGUACAAAGUUUACGUAGUGGACAUACCUAGGCCGGAUUAUACCGGUCUCAAGCUAACAAAGGAGGACGCGCAGGUCAAGUACGAUCCGCGCCUUCGUAAGAUCUUCCGUAUCGUCAAACCCGAGUUGGCCGACUCACCAAUGUCGCCGCCGCCGCAACAGAUCAAGCAGGAGACACCAAAAUCGCCGCCGCAAUGCGCCGUUCGUACGGAUCCGCGACGGAAAACGCUCGAGGCAGCCGCUUCCAGUCAGCAGUCAUCUUCGCAAAACGUGAUUAACGUUUCCAAGGGAAUGCAGCCGAUGGAAACGAUGGGACCCAAUAUGGGUCUCGGUCCAGGCAUGCAAGUGGGACCACCUGGCAUGCCCGGACCGCCACCUGGUCCCGGAAUGCCGGGUCCACCACAGGGCAUGAUGGGCCCGAUGGGUCCGAAUUACCCGAUGCCUAUGGGCCCGAUGAGGCCCAUGAUGAAUGCCGGACCGAUGCCGCCGCCUAUGGGGAUGCCGCAUGGUAUGAACGGGCCUGUUCCGAUGCCGUCCCAGAAUCAGAUGAAUUUUGAUCCGCGUUUCAAUGUGCAACGUAACAACGGAGCUGGACUGUUGGGUCCCGCACCCGUUACCUUUGGGCCGGACAAUUCCUAUGAAGGGGGUCCACCCCCUUAUCCCUGCGCUGGCAGCUACAACAAUUUCGGAGGACCCGGCGGUGGCGGAAGUGGCGAGUCCGGUAUGAUGGGAUUUAAUCCAAACGGAUCGAAUGGACCCAGUUUUGGUCCUCCUAUGGGCGAUGAUUGGGGUCCGGGCAGCAAUAGACAGCGUGGUGGUCGUCUUCGUCGCAACAGAAAUCGCAAUAGGACCAAUAUGGUGACUAAUAAUUAAAAGAACCAGCAGAGUGAAUGAAUAUAGAUUGUGAACACCUGAUAAAAUAAUUCUCAUGAGCGAUCAAGCUGCAUGUAUGUGUGUAUACAUAUAUACAUAUACAUAUGUGCGUUCAUGCAACGUACUCGACUGUUUAUUAGUCUUUCCAUUUUGUUUUAACGCUAUCGAUACGAUGAUUAUAGAUUUAUUAUUGCUACAGAUUUAUUCUUAAAUUAUAAAUAUUUAUGUAAAUAUAUAUAUAUAUAUAAAUAUUCGUCAUUUUUGUUACUCACUUUUCGUUUAUAUAGAAAUAAAUCUGUAACUGCUAUAUUUUUGAAGAAAGUUUUGAUUCUGAAGAUUACUGUAUUAGUAAUGAUUACAAUCGACAAAUUAGAAACUAGUGAUGAAAGGAAAUCGAGUAGUAAGUCAUGUUGAACGUAAUUCAUUUCAAAUCAUUUUAAUAAAUACAGCAGGAGAAAACUGCAUCACAUGCAAUGCUUAUAACAAUACGCGAUUUUCUUGUCUGAAAAUCUGCACGUUCUAAGCAUUCAAAAACACUACCAUCACUUUGAUUGUAAUGUUCUGCAUAAAGUUUUCAACACGUUGCUAGUGAAAUAUAUAAUAUAAUUAUAAUAGUAAAAUAAAGGAUAUAUAUAGAUAUAUAUUCGAUGCGUAUCCGCUAGUUUAUAAAUAUAGAGUCCAUAAAAAAGACACUUAGCAUAAGUUAUAUCGAAAUAAGAGCAAACGAGUUGAUAAAGACGUUAAUCAAGUUGAUAGUUUUGUUGUCUUCCAUGCAAAUAUGGCACGUAAAGUGCCUGCGUCCAUUAUUGUCUCUUCAUACAACUUGCAUCCAUUAUUGUCUCUUCAUACAACUUGCGAUCUCAUGUAUCAAGUAACUCAUCGUAAAGAUUGAUGCACGAUCUUUAAUCGCGGAAUUAUAAAAAAUCUAACGUGAAAUGCAAUAUUUUGUAAAGAAAUUGAUAUAUAGCACUCGAUAGAAAAAGACUUUGUGGCAUGUAUGACACGAAAUACUUUUCUACAUUUAAAAGAAAAAAAAAGAAAUAUGCGCAAGCAUGUAAAUUCCGGUAUUGAAUCGAUUCAUGUUCAAAAUGACGCGACAUUCAAUAACAUUAUAUUCUUACGCAUUUUCGACGUAAAUUAUUAUUUAGCGUCUUCACUAAUUUCUUCUUAUAAAUUUGCGUGUGACUUUAAAUAAUAAUAAUGAUAAACUCUAAAUAUAUAAUGCUGCGAGAAAGCAGACCAAUUUCUCUAGGUGUACGUAUUUUCUUUAGGAUAAAUUUAGAAAUAAAAUACGAAAUAAUUAAAUCUUUAUUGAAUUAUUUAGAUGUUAUUCGAUGUUAAUCUAUGAUGCAAUUAUAUUUUCAUCUAUCGCUAUAUUAUUAUAUUAUACAGAGCAAAAUUACAUUUGUAAAGAAUAAGUUUACUAAUAUAUAGUAAGUUUUUUGUACAGAUGACAAUUGUUUCAAACGCAAAUUCUUACUGCUUUAUCUCGAUGAUGUAAAUAUUACUAUAUUAAUUCUGUGCACUUUUUGAAAUACAACUAUAUGAUAACUUAUGUAUAUAUGUAUAUAUAUAUCUCAUAUAUAUGAGAAAUGACAAAUUUUUAUAUGAUAUACAACUUCUAAGAAGAGUUGUAAUCUUCUUUUUUUCUAAUGCCAUCAAUAGUUAUUUCAAAAUUAGAAUGAAAAUGAGCGUCGAUUAUAAUUACAAUUCCAGGUACAUUUAUCAAUGUAUAAUAGAACUUAGAGGAUCAGCACGUAUCGAUGAUAGAUCCAAUCGUGCAUCCAUCUCGUCAUCUAACUCUCCUACUAUUGCUCUGAAAA